Hordeum vulgare subsp. vulgare (domesticated barley) is the source of this 895-nucleotide messenger RNA. Its product is annotated as pterin-4-alpha-carbinolamine dehydratase 2, mitochondrial. Lineage: Eukaryota; Viridiplantae; Streptophyta; Magnoliopsida; Poales; Poaceae. Gene Ontology annotation, molecular function: 4-alpha-hydroxytetrahydrobiopterin dehydratase activity. Gene Ontology annotation, cellular component: mitochondrion. The transcript is spliced from 6 exons. Gene Ontology annotation, biological process: tetrahydrobiopterin biosynthetic process. Bases 78 to 611 code for a protein of 177 amino acids. The record is from RefSeq and is a predicted model, not a curated record.
CCGUUCCUCGUUAGGUUGACCUGUCAUCUCCUCUGCUUCCGUCAGUUCCGGCCCCACUGGCCCUCAAAGGCCUCAACAUGGCGGGUCUGCUACUGCGUAGGUUCAUGCGGAUCCAGCCCCGUGCGCCGAUGACCGCCGCCGGUGGAGCCGCGUUCUUCAACGCCUCGUGCCCCUCGUCCCCCCGCACCGUCGCGCACCUGGAGGUGAGCGGGGAGCAGGCCUCUCCUAAAGUUGAAUUAUCAGAGAAGAGUUGUAUCCCAUGCAAUUCAAUGGAUCUACAUGCUAUGUCAGAAGAUUCUGCUAAAAAGUCACUUGAACAGGUGACUGGUUGGGAACUGAAAAAUGAAGGUGACAUUUUGAAAUUACACAGAGCAUGGAAGGUGAAGAAUUUUGUAAAAGGGCUUGAGUUCUUUCAGCUUGUUGCUGCUGUUGCUGAGGAAGAAGGUCACCACCCAGAUCUUCAUCUCGUGAGUUGGAACAAUGUGAAAAUUGAUGUCUGGACUCAUUCAGUCAGAGGUUUAACAGAUAAUGACUUCAUCCUUGCUGCAAAGAUCAAUGAACUCAAGCUAGAAGGCCUUUUGAGCAAGAAAAAGGCUACCACCCAUGAGUAGCUUUGGGAGAUCAAGCAAAUAACCCAUGUUUGCAUGUUCUCUAUUUGAACUUUUAAUGUGUAGACCCCAAGAAAUGUCCUUUUGUAUUUUCUGUGAUGAUUGUACAUGCCUGUGAGUUCUACUUGACCUGUGUUGAGAUCUAUCCGUCCUGGGUGAAGCGUUUCUCCCAUCAUUUGAAUCUGGGUCACCCUAAUACUUGUCUGUAUUUCUGAAUAUAUUCAGUAGUUUGAAGGUGCUAUGUAUGCAAUGGCACAGAUAUAUGAUCAUCUAUCGUUUCGCCAAAA